Messenger RNA from Musca vetustissima, 2664 nucleotides. It is a transcript of the gene Madm, whose product is annotated as nuclear receptor-binding protein homolog. The transcript has 4 exons. The record is from RefSeq and is a predicted model, not a curated record. Bases 178 to 2664 code for a protein of 828 amino acids. Gene Ontology annotation, molecular function: ATP binding; protein kinase activity. NCBI's taxonomy places the organism in Eukaryota, Metazoa, Arthropoda, Insecta, Diptera, Muscidae. Gene Ontology annotation, cellular component: endomembrane system; cytoplasm. Gene Ontology annotation, biological process: protein phosphorylation; endoplasmic reticulum to Golgi vesicle-mediated transport; intracellular signal transduction.
CCAACAAUAGGUUGCAAAUACACAACAACAUAUCCAAAGAGAGUGCGAGAGAAGUUAGCCGCAGCAGCUAGAGUUGUCGGCAAACACAUACACAGGCAGCUGCAGCAGCGGAGAGGAAGAGACCGGCUUAGAAUUCAAAUCCGAGCUAGUGGAGGCGUUUUGCCGCAACCACUGUCAAUGUCCGGUAAUCAAGCUCAGAUCGGUGCUGGAGGUGGCAACAGUGGCGGCGGUGGUGGGGGCAGUGCUGAACAGCAGCAACAGCACACACCACCCCAGAUAAUAGCCUCUGGUGCGACAGCAACCUCCAGUUCAUCAGCAGAUGCCGUAAAUAUGGCAGCUGAUUCAUCGCCUCGCGAAUCGGGUGACGACUCGGAGGAUGAAAGUGAAAUUCUUGAAGAGUCUCCUUGCGGGAGAUGGUUGAAGCGGCGCGAAGAGGUCGAUCAACGUGAUAUACCCGGCAUCGAUUGUGUCCAUCUGGCUAUGGACACCGAGGAGGGUGUGGAAGUCGUCUGGAACGAGUUGCAAUACAGCAGCAUACAGGAACUCAAAUCGCAGGAGGAGAAAAUGCGUCAGGUCUUUGACAAUCUGCUGCAGCUGGACCAUCAGAACAUAGUCAAGUUCCAUCGCUACUGGACAGACAUACAAAAUCCGGAAAGGCCGCGUGUGAUAUUCAUUACGGAAUUCAUGUCGUCGGGUUCUCUAAAACAGUUCCUUAAACGCACCAAGCGUAACUCCAAACGCCUCCCGUUGGAGGCCUGGCGUCGCUGGUGUACACAGAUACUUUCAGCGCUUAACUAUUUGCAUUCCUGCGUACCGCCCAUCAUCCACGGCAAUCUAACCUGUGAUAGCAUUUUCAUCCAGCACAAUGGUCUGGUCAAGAUCGGGACAGUGGUGCCCGAUGCAGUCCAUCAUAGCAUCCGCCAACAGCAACAGCACAAAGCUGUGGAACAUGGUGCCCUACACUUUAUGGCUCCGGAAUAUGGUGCAGUUCGCCAGCUAACGGCUGCCGUUGACAUCUAUGCGUUCGGCAUGUGCGCCCUGGAAAUGGCUGCAUUGGAAAUACAAAAUAGUGAACCAAAUACCACAAUACACGAGGAGACAAUAUUAAGGACGAUCAAUAGUUUGGAAAACGAUUUGCAACGAGAUCUAAUCUAUAAGUGUUUGCGAAGGAAUCGUUCGGAAAGGCCUAAAGCCAGUGAUUUACUUUUUCAUCCGCUAUUAUUUGAGGUGCAUUCAUUAAAAUUACUGGCUGCCCAUUGUCUGAUAUUCUCCUCUUCGAAUCGUACAAUGUUCUCAGAAACGGUUAUCGAUGGCAUGAUGCAACGUUACAAUCGACCCGAAGUGAUAAUGGCAUAUGUGAAAUUUUCACGUAAUCCCGAAGCUACUGAAGAUGAACAACAGCAAGAAUAUCGUCUGUCCGAUGUACCAUCUGCAGAUAAAUUGGAAAAAUUCGUCGAAGAUGUCAAGUACGGGGUAUACCCUUUGACGGCGUUUAGUGGCAAGAAACCGCCACAUUUUCGUUCACGUGCCGCCUCGCCGGAACGGGCAGAUUCCGUGAAAUCGGCCACCCCCGAACCUGUAGAUAUUGAAUCACGGCGCAUUGUUAAUAUGAUGUGUAGCGUCAAGAAAUUAAAGGAGGGCAGCAAUGACAUACUGAUGACCAUUUUAUUGCGUAUGGAUGAUAAAAUGAAUCGUCAGCUAUCGUGUGAGGUUACCGAAACGGAUACAGCAUCUGAUCUGACACAAGAUUUGGUACGUUUAGGUUUUGUACAUAUUGAAGAUCAGGAAAAGAUACAGGCUCUGUUGGAGGAGACAUUGCGUAGCACAUUUUCGGAGGGUGGUGCUGCAUUUGGUGAAUAUGGAGCUCAGGAGAGGACAUUUAGUGCUACAAUUAAUGAGCAGCUGCAACAGCAGUUAGGUGGUGGUGGUAGUAGUACAGUAGGAACAGGAGCGGGAGGAGUAGCAUCUGGAGUAGCCACGGCAGCAGCAAUAAUACCACAACAACAAACCCUACAACAACCAGCAACUACAACAACAUCCCUAACAAAUAACCCAGCCGGCGUAAAUAUGACAACAAUGCAGCAAAUGGAAAGAAACUGGUCGGUGGCUGAUAGUGAUGCAGUGGGAGGAGCUGCCGCUGCAGCCAUGAUGAUGCGUGCCCAUAAUCCAACACAAAUUAAUUCAACCAUGUCCUCACCCCUGCCUCCAAAUGCAGCUGUAGCAACGGCCACCUUGGGUCUAACCGGUACGGUGACAGUACCAAUGGUGGCCUCUGAUCCUCUGGCGGGCCAUGUUAUGUAUGUGCCACAUGAGCAGUUGCAGCAAAUUCAUGCAACGCAUCAUCAGCAACAACAUCAUUCACAUCCUAAUACACAGCAGCAAAUGUCACCCCCACAGCAACAACAAAUGCAUCAGCAACAUAUAGAUCCCUCAAUGUUGUCCAUGGAUGUUACGGAUAGUGGAAAUGUGAGUCAUCAUCAUCCUCAGCAGCAGCAACAGCAUCAGCAACAAUACAUGAAUCCAGUUACUGUAUCUAUGGCCACAAAUAGUCCGGCAAUGUAUGCACCUCCUCCCCACUUAACAAAUAUGUCGGUUGCCCAUUCACCUCAAACGAAUGCCACCCCAGCCGCCUCCUUUGCAUCUCCCUCGACAACAAUCAACUAA